AUGUUGACCAACACUUUCCUCUCCCUCCUCCUCACAGGAGCUGCUGUGGCUUCUCCAACCUUCUCAAUCUCGAAGCGGGCCAAUCCCACCAUCAAGGGCUACAAUGACCAGCACAAAAAGCAGAUCGAAGAUGGCUUCGCGGAUGCCAUCAACCUGGCCACCUACCCCCAGACCAUCCCAGCAGCCCGCGUCGACCCCAUCCUGAAGAAAUACUUUCACGAGAAGGACAAAAACACAGUCAUUGACGUUUUCAAGAAAAUCACCGGCGAUCUCACCAAAGGCAAAGACGGCAGCGCAACGCUGGGUGACCUCCACGUUGUGAUCGACUACCCGGACCCAGACGACAACAACGUGCUGGCUUGCGAUGGAGACACCAUGGCUGAGCUGCGUGGAAUCGAUGAAAAACACCCCAAGUUGAUUAUUUGCGAGGGCGCUGGAUUUGGCCACGGCGGUGUCAGCAAGGGCUACCACGGCGUCAAGGCAAUCGACUGCGGCUAUCUGGACGAGGAAGUAUCAUGGAAGAUGGAGACAAUGGGCUCCAUUCUCAUCCACGAAUACACCCACUUCACCAACCUGGUGGUGCCGCCCCUGAAGGAUGAAACCGACGACAUCAAGGGUGGUUACGGGCCUCACGGUGCACGCCACCUGAACAAGGACAAGGCCACCAACAACGCCGACAACUACAGUUGGUUUGCUGCCGAGCUGUUCUGGUCGGAAGUCUGCGGCAAGUCCUUCAAGGAUCCCACCGAGAAGAGCUCCGAGGACCCCCACUGCGGUGGCCAGGUUUGCCAGGCCACCAAGGGCAAGCCCAAGAGAAAGAAGAACUAG
Molecule: messenger RNA, 828 nt
Organism: Aspergillus wentii DTO 134E9
Lineage: Eukaryota; Fungi; Ascomycota; Eurotiomycetes; Eurotiales; Aspergillaceae
Exons: 2
Coding region: 1-828 (275 amino acids)
Molecular function (GO): metalloendopeptidase activity
Source: RefSeq, a predicted model, not a curated record